Molecule: messenger RNA, 572 nt
Organism: Saprolegnia diclina VS20
Lineage: Eukaryota; Oomycota; Saprolegniomycetes; Saprolegniales; Saprolegniaceae
Exons: 2
Coding region: 56-382 (108 amino acids)
Cellular component (GO): membrane
Source: RefSeq, a predicted model, not a curated record
UUUCUAUGGCACGGCUCCCGAAGGAUCUUCCGUCGUCGUCAAUUCGGAUUUCGCCAUGUCUGGCCACCACCCCACGUACACGAUGGCUGCCCUCCUGGGCAUUGGCGGCGUCAUGGGCUACGUCAAGAAGCGCUCGAUCGUCUCGCUCGUCGCGGGCGUCAGCAUUGGUGCCGGCUUUGGCGUGGCGGGCUACAUGAUGCAACACGAUCAGAUCGCCAACGGCCACGCCGUCGCACUCACGCUCAGCGCGCUCACGAUGACGGCCAUGGGCUUCCGCGCGGUCAAGACGGGUGGCAAGGUCCCGAUCGUUGUCGCGUCGCUGUGCGCCCUCUCGAGCGCGUACCACGCGCAGCGCUUCAGCGAGUGGGCCGGCCAAGAGUAAUCCUCCAUGCCCAAACAUGCUCGUAUUAGAUCGUAGUCGUAAUACAUAACUCUCUUGUGGCAAAACGUAGUGUACAGACUCGGCUGCCCUUCUCGCAAGAGCGGCUCAUGCGCACGUGCUUCCUCUUCGAUGAUCAGAGCCAUGCCAGCAAGCUAGACGGCUACUGCCGCCACGGUUGGCUGCGACUCGC